CGCGUGCGGAAGGCAGGGGCCAGGAAGUGCAGCGAGGGUGCCGGCGCCGCGCGGGGGACGGAGCCUUCCUUAUUUAUGUGUCUGCCGGCGUUCGCCUUCGCCGCCCGAGGACUUCAGGGAGCGUCUCGGAGCUGCGUUCCCCGCGUGUGAGGCACGGACGGGCUGGAUGUCCGAGCAACAUGACUAUCCAUUAGCCUCCAAACUUUCCUUUUUUUAACCCAAAGAAUAUCGGUGGUUUUUGUCCACUGCUAGCAGAAGAAGAUAGAACCCAGGGCUCUGGAAAUGCAAAGAAAUCCUUAUUUAUAAGCAGGCCCGAGGUAGUGAUAUGCAAACCCCCUCUCCUCAGUGAGUUUUUCUAUCCUAUGGAUACGGGUCUGGAGAUUUGAGAUUGGAGAGCAGUGCUGUCUGCCCUGGGUCCCAUAAGCUCCAUCCUUUCAAUGCCCAGUUUUCUCUGGGACUGCUGGCCUUCCCUGGAGAUCAGAGCGCUGCUUUGUGCCAUGGGCUGUAUCCAGAGCAUCGGAGGCAAAGCCAGAGUUUUCAGGGAAGGCAUCACCGUGAUCGACGUGAAGGCCUCUAUUGACCCCAUCCCCACCAGCAUCGAUGAGUCCUCCAGCGUGGUGCUCCGCUACCGGACACCCCACUUCCGUGCCUCGGCCCAGGUGGUCAUGCCACCCAUCCCCAAGAAAGAGACCUGGAUCGUGGGCUGGAUCCAGGCAUGCAGCCACAUGGAGUUCUACAAUCAGUACGGGGAACAGGGCAUGUCCAGCUGGGAGCUCCCGGACCUCCAGGAGGGCAAGAUCGAGGCCAUCAGCGACUCAGACGGAGUGAACUACCCCUGGUACGGCAACACCACGGAGACGUGCACCAUCGUGGGCCCCACCAAGAGAGACUCCAAGUUCAUCAUCAGUAUGAACGACAACUUCUACCCCAGCGUCACGUGGGCCGUGCCCGUCAGUGAGAGCAACGUGGCCAAACUGACCAACAUCUACCGGGACCAGAGCUUCACCACGUGGCUGGUGGCCACCAAUACCUCGACCAAUGACAUGAUCAUUUUGCAGACGCUGCACUGGCGGAUGCAGCUGAGCAUCGAGGUGAACCCCAACCGGCCGCUGGGCCAGCGCGCCAGGCUGCGGGAGCCCAUCGCCCAGGACCAGCCCAAGAUCCUGAGCAAGAAUGAGCCAAUACCGCCCAGCGCCCUGGUCAAGCCCAAUGCCAACGACGCUCAGGUCCUCAUGUGGCGGCCCAAGUACGGGCAGCCCCUCGUGGUGAUCCCGCCCAAACACCGGUAACGGCCAGGGCACCCCGCUAGGCUAGACUCGAAUAAUAACACUGCUCCAACCCACACCCACAUAGACUCUCAGUCAUUCAGCAAAAUACAACCACUCUACCUUCUCGAGCGGGCGGAUCUCACUGUGCAAAUGCCCCGGGGUGGCCUCCCCCAGCCCCCUUGGCACCUGCUUCCUUUCGGGGAGGGGGAGGCCCGGCAGGGACGCCUGGCGCCCACGUGCCCCUUCACCUUGGACCUCCUUCCCUGGCAAUUUCAGUCAUUCACUUGCAAGCCUCCCCGAAACAACAGCUUUUUCAGUUC
Messenger RNA from Hyaena hyaena (striped hyena), 1588 nucleotides. RefSeq names its product family with sequence similarity 78 member A (gene FAM78A). The record is from RefSeq and is a predicted model, not a curated record. The transcript is spliced from 2 exons. Bases 438 to 1289 code for a protein of 283 amino acids. NCBI's taxonomy places the organism in Eukaryota, Metazoa, Chordata, Mammalia, Carnivora, Hyaenidae.